AUGCUGGAUGUUCAUGCCGAUCGGAAUACUUUCCAUCGUUUUGAUAAAUUUAACACCAAAUAUAAUCCUGUUGGUGAGAGUACGCUGCGUGAGAUUUUCAUUAAAACCGAUAACUACGUUGGAGGAAAAUAUUUUGCUGAUGUUUUGAAAGAGGUUUUAUCUGAUUUGGAAGAUAGUAAGUACCAACAUGCCGAACCGCGUCUGUCGAUCUAUGGGCACAAUAAAGAGGAGUGGGACAAGUUGGCCAAAUGGGCUAUUGAAAAUGAUGUUUAUUCAGUGAAUGCACGAUGCGAUGUUUAUCGUUUGAAAAAAAUGGUAAAAAACUUUGACGAAAUGCUGGAUAAUAUCUUUACACCACUUUUCGAAGUGACAAAUGAUCCGGAAUCUCAUCCACAUCUUUUUCGAUUUCUACAGCAGAUUUCCGGCAUCGAUUCCGUUGAUGAUGAGAGCAAACUUGAGCAUAUAAAAUUUGAUCGUUCAACACCGGAACCGAAGGAUUAUUGCGACGCCGAAAAUCCAUCAUAUGACUAUUAUUUAUUUUAUAUGUUUGCGAAUUUAGUAACACUCAAUGCACUGAGGCGGGAACGUGGCCUAAACACCUUUUCGUUACGGCCGCACUGUGGUGAAGCUGGACACGUGAGCCACCUCGUCACGGGUUAUCUGACGUCAGAGAGCAUUGCGCAUGGCCUAUUGCUUCGCAAAGUACCCGUUUUACAGUACUUAUUUUACUUAUCUCAAAUUGGAAUUGCAAUGUCACCGCUUAGUAACAAUUCGUUGUUCAUCAGUUAUCAUCGGAAUCCUUUACCAGAUUUUCAUAUGAAAGGGUUGAACGAAGCACUAAUGGAAGAAUAUAGCAUUGCUGCCCAAGUUUGGAAGCUCAGCAGCUGUGAUAUGUGUGAAUUAGCGCGAAAUAGUGUACUGCAAAGCGGUUUUGAAGAUAAGGCAAGACCAAACUACAAAGAGGAAGGAGUAUUAGGAAAUGAUAUCUCACGUACAAACGUUCCUGACAUCCGUGUUUCAUUCCGUCAUGAAACAUUGGUAGAUGAAUUAUGCAGUUUAUUUCGAACACUUAAUAUUCAGCAUGUAGGUAAUGAUGAUGAUGAUGGUGGUCUGAAAAUUUAA
This is a messenger RNA of Acanthocheilonema viteae, 1122 nucleotides long. The record is from the annotation of a GenBank genome assembly. NCBI's taxonomy places the organism in Eukaryota, Metazoa, Nematoda, Chromadorea, Rhabditida, Onchocercidae.